This is a messenger RNA of Dinoponera quadriceps, 1382 nucleotides long. RefSeq names its product acidic fibroblast growth factor intracellular-binding protein (gene Fibp). Bases 232 to 1308 code for a protein of 358 amino acids. Gene Ontology annotation, cellular component: nucleus. The transcript has 6 exons. The record is from RefSeq and is a predicted model, not a curated record. Lineage: Eukaryota; Metazoa; Arthropoda; Insecta; Hymenoptera; Formicidae.
CGGUGUUUGUGCUUUUCUUACACAAUUGAUCUUUUUGCCGGAUUCCAAGGUUUUGUAAUAUUUGAAUAGAUAUUUAAAUGGAAACAUGACGAAGAUCUUACGCGUGAGCAAGUGUUUUCGGCAACAAGAAUUAACAUAACGAUCACGUUACUUACGUAAAUAUCAGUAUAAUUUUCACAAUAAUGUUAUGCACUGACUAUGAUUUAAUAUAACAUAAAUAUAACCUCAAACAUGUUGUCGGAGGUUGAUGUAUUCAUCAGUAACUACACACUGGUAGAUCCUGAAAUUUAUCAGCUUUGGGUCGAUGGUCACUCCUCCAAUGAUGCAGUCAGCAUUUUACAUCAGCGAGGGAUAUGUCAGCAAACCGAUGCACCACUUGAAUUAGUCGCAUCUGACAUACUGGAUCAUUAUCGCACCUAUGCUCUAUUAGAGAAGCUAUUGCACACACCUACAAAGCUUGUCAGUGAGCAACUGGCGUUUCAGAUUGAACCACAAACUAGUCAAAUGCUCAUCGAGAUGUAUUAUGAAUUUGAUGACGUUGUAAUACGUGAAUUAUUGGGAAAAAAGAUAACUUCUAAGAGUAGAAAGGAUAUGGACGAGGUGGCAGAGAAGACAGGAGUUACAUUAAAAAGUUGUCGAAGACAAUAUGACAAUGUAAAGCGAGUGUUCAAAGUUGUUGAGGACUUGCCAGGAUCUUUGGCAGCUAAUAUCAAGCAACACUUCUUACUCUCUGAUGACCUUGCUAAACGAUACGCAGUGGUAGUAUUCAUAGCUUGUUUACGAUUUGAAAUGAAUAAAAGAAAACUGCAGUUUUUGACAUUUCCCGACCUAUAUCACUGCGCUAAUAGUAUGAUGACAUCGUGGACAUAUCGUUGCGUCGGAUCGGACUAUUUCGAUACCGAUUUGGACAGGGAAUUUCUACAGGAAUUAUCAGAAUGCAGAGUGCUCUUGGAAAAUGACAAACAUCACAAACAUUUGGUAUGUAUUAAACUCAAACCAAUGCUCCUCGAGCGAUCCUAUCAAGAAUUAGACAUGAACUUCCGCUCGUAUUCAAGAGCGAUACUAGGAAUUGGAUGCAACCUGCAUAGAUCGCGAGAAUUGAGAUUUUUCUUUCUGGAACUAGUGGAGAGAUGCAUAGAGCCUUGGCGACAAGUCAAUUGGACGCAUUCUGAUCUCCGGAAUUUUUUAGCCGUUUAUACACAGUGUGCCCUUGACAUGGAUGUACUCAGAGAGGGAGAACUGAGAGACGCGUUUGAACGUUAUAUGAUGGUAGUGACAUGCUGCCUUUUGCGUAUGUAUCAUACUUGAUUACUAAUAUACGUGUGUGUAUGUAGAACAUUAUAUUUAUAUAUUCAGGAGUAAAUAAAACAAACUAUACGUGA